UCCCAGGUGUUCCUGUCCAGCAUGGCCAAGUGCCCGCUGCUGUUGCUGCUGACCAUGUGGGUGCUGGCUGGGGAGCUGUGGCUGAGGGCUGAGGCCUGGGCAUCGCCCUACGGAGUGAAGCUUUGCGGCCGGGAAUUCAUCCGGGCAGUCAUCUUCACCUGCGGGGGCUCCCGGUGGAGACGGUCGGACAUCGUGGCUCCUGAAGCUACGGAUGCAGACUCGGACCCAGACAGUGAGCUGGAUGAGGCAGUAGCCUCCAGCGAGUGGUUGGCCCUGACCAAGUACCCCCAGGCUUUCUAUGGGGGGACUCCGGGGGCUCUGCGUGGUGGCCGUGAUGUCGUGGCGGGCCUCUCCAGCAACUGCUGCAAGUGGGGGUGCAGUAAGAGUGAAAUCAGCAGCCUCUGCUAGACCAGUGACUUGGUGGCCAGGGGCCCAGGGUCCAGCUGGGCACCUGUCUCUGGCUUCUCAUGCAUUCAUCCACCCGCAAAUCAGAUCAGGCCUGUGCACUCAGACACAGUCCCCCCUAAAUGACCCUGACCUUUGACCAGCCUAUCCUCACCCUGAGCAAACUGUCCCUACCUGGCCAAAUGGAAACCUCUGGUCCUGACCCCUGACCUCUCCCCAGGCCGUAUCAUGUCUUUGCCUAGCCUACAUUCCUCUCUGCUUUAACGGUGCCCCUACUCUACCCAAACCGAUCUACCCUCAUCCAGACCUUUGCCCUAACUGAUUCUCUCUUGCCCCAACUGCGGCCUCUGUCUCCCGACCAGCCCAAAUUAUGUUCCUGCUCCAUUCCAGCCCUCGCCUACCCCUUUCUCCCUGCCUUCAGCCCCUCCCCCUCCAGCCCCACCUGCUGGGGUUCUAAAGCUGGGGAUCCUAGAACUGGUGGUGGGAGCCCUGGGUUCCCUUCACAUCCUGGGGUGGGAGGCUCGCUGAGGGGACGGAUCAGAACCUUCUUCAACCCCAAUAAUAAAAGUUCCAAAGGAC
Molecule: messenger RNA, 984 nt
Organism: Leptonychotes weddellii (Weddell seal)
Lineage: Eukaryota; Metazoa; Chordata; Mammalia; Carnivora; Phocidae
Gene: RLN3
Product: relaxin 3
Cellular component (GO): extracellular region
Molecular function (GO): G protein-coupled receptor binding; hormone activity
Source: RefSeq, a predicted model, not a curated record